Messenger RNA from Penicillium macrosclerotiorum, 1980 nucleotides. RefSeq names its product arylsulfotransferase family protein. The record is from RefSeq and is a predicted model, not a curated record. The coding region runs from base 1 to 1980 and encodes 659 amino acids. NCBI's taxonomy places the organism in Eukaryota, Fungi, Ascomycota, Eurotiomycetes, Eurotiales, Aspergillaceae. The transcript is spliced from 2 exons.
AUGGCUUUUCUGCCGCUCAUGCGUCUCAUUGGAGCGCUAUGGUUCCUCUGUGCUUCCGCCGUGGCGUCGCCGGAUAUUGAUAAUCUCUACCGCUCGGCCAAGUACGCCCAUGGCUUCAGGGGCGCGUUUCCGCUCCAGCGAUACCUCUCCGCCGACGUGUCGGGGCCGAUUCUCAACUACUGGCGCCGGAGCAAGAUAUGUGAGGAUGGCAAGUAUACCAUCCUUGCACCGCGGGGCGACUCGAUCCGACACCCGGGCCCGAUGAUUCUUGACCAGGAGGGGCAUCUCGUCUGGUUCAAGGAACUUCAUACCACGUAUAAUGCUAACGUAUAUACGUACAAGGGGGAGCGGUAUCUGACAUUUUGGGUGGGCGAUGACUCGAUCCGAGGCCACGGAGAUGGGAUAUACUACAUGUUAAACUCCCACUACGAAGAAGUCUACAAGAUCAAAGGUGCCAGCGGUCUGCCAGCCGACUUGCAUGAAUUCCAGAUCACUCACGACGAUACGGCCGUGUUUGCCGUCUACGAAACUCGCCCAAUGGAUCUCCGCGAGGUCGGAGGACCCGAGGAGGGAUGGAUCUACGAUGGUGUCUUCCAGGAAGUCGACGUGGAAACCAACGAAUUGCUCUUCCAAUGGCGGGCCUCGGAGCAUUUCUCAUUCAACGAGAUUGAGCGCGGCCGUGAAGGCAACGGCGAGAGCCAUGAUACGCCCUGGGAUUUCUUCCACCUCAACAGCGUAGACAAGGACUGGCGUGGCAACUUUUUGAUUUCGUCGCGGUACAUGAGCUGUCUGGCCUAUAUCGACGGCAAAACCGGCGAUGUCAUCUGGAAACUCGGAGGCAAGCAGAAUUCCUUCAAGGACCUGAGCGACGGUGCCGCGACCAAUAUUAGUUGGCAGCAUCAUGCCCGAUUCCAUGUGGAGUACGACACAAAUACCACGCGAGCCAUCUCGAUCUUCGACAAUGCUUCCCGAGGAGUGGGCGCACCGGAGAACCCCAGCCGAGGGUUGUUCAUAAUGAUCAACGAGGAGGAAAUGACCGUCUCCGUGCUCCAGGAGUUCUGGAAUCCCCAGAUGAUCAGCAGUCAAUCGCAGGGCUCCGUGCAGGUGCUUGAGAAUGGCAAUGUCCUGGUGGGAUAUGGAUACGACGCGGCCUGGACCGAGUUCUCGGCAGACGGAGAGGCACUUUGCGAAGUGAAUUUUGGGCCCCAAAAUGGCUUCGGUAAGGGACAUACGAUUUCUUAUCGCGUCUUCAAACAGGACUGGGUCGGCUUGCCUCUGACGAAGCCCAGUGUCGCACUGUCUGACACCGCGGCUGCCGUAAGCUGGCUGGGAGCUACAGAGGUAGCCACUUGGGUGUUACAAGGGUCGCUCGCUCCCGAGACCGACGACGAGACCGAGGAAGACAUCGGGAAUAUUACUUCUUGGAGCGAACAAGGUCCCAGUGACGGGAAAGGGAAGCAUAUAUCCGAUCGACGGAUUGCGAACCCCGAUGCUGCAGACGAGGGGUAUGAAUUCAUCUCGGCCGUCCCCAAGACCGGCUUUGAAACCAGCAUUUCCAUCCCGCCGGAUGCCCUCUAUACCCGGCUGCGGAUUGUCGCGCUGGAUAAGACGGGUGGCUUCCUCGGCGCAACCAAGUCCUUGCCCUGGCAACCAGAGAACAUGGGUGUCGAGCUCGGGGUAUUUGAAGGCGAAGUCGAUGAAUUCUCCCAGGCCCAUAUUGCAUCCCCAUUAAUGUUUGGGUUGGGCUUUUUGUCCGCCACCGCGAUUGUUGUGGGAGCUUGGCUCGUAUGCAGGUUCCUGGUCCGCGGCGCCUGGCGACGAAUCCUCACUCUUCGGCCGAGUCUUACAAAUGAAGAACAAAUAUGGCAAGCUGUUGCUUCUGGGGAUGAGCUGGAGGAGCUCGAUGACUUGGAGAACUUGAGUGACUUGGAAACCGGUGAUCGGGUCGGAGAUUCUUUGCUGAAACAACCCGAGGAAUGA